Cololabis saira (Pacific saury) is the source of this 1894-nucleotide messenger RNA. RefSeq names its product small integral membrane protein 32-like. The transcript is spliced from 2 exons. NCBI's taxonomy places the organism in Eukaryota, Metazoa, Chordata, Actinopteri, Beloniformes, Belonidae. Bases 605 to 1045 code for a protein of 146 amino acids. The record is from RefSeq and is a predicted model, not a curated record.
UCUGGUGCGCUGAUGUGUUUUGUCCUCCAUUCAUACCUCCUUUCAUCUCAUCUUACUGCUGCUGGAUCGAUAAACUCUUACGGGCAAACCGUCGGAAUGGCAUCAAAUCAUCGUAUAACGAUCGUUCCGUGGAUAUGAAGGACGGCCAGGUGGCCUCAGAUAGAUGGAUAGGCACCAGAGCGGGGAUUGCUUCUGAGUAGUCUGCGCGCCGGCGGUCUUGUACCGUGGCGCACCACGACGCACGAAAGUGGCUGCAUGUGUGCACACCGGCGAUCCUUGUUGAACUCCUUCACCUCUUUUAGACCCCUAAAGACAUCUGAAAAUGGCUCAAGAAGAACACAAAAGUACACACACGCGUGGCAGGAAGAUUUGGAUUUAAAAAGCCGCCAUUCAAGUGGAAAUUGGCACUGUUGUUGUCGUUUUUGUUUCGCUCGUUUUCUUCUUCUGGAAGCACACUGACGCGCGGGUUUGAAUAUACUUGAUAGAUGUGACGGAGGACACAUCUACCCCCCCCCCAGCUCCGCCAGCGUGCAGGACGCAGGUAAUAAGCUGCCGACCCGUCCUGGUUUGGCGCAGGAGCACAGCACGCUGUGGACGCUGAGGAAUGCGGAGCCCAGAUCCGGACUUUUCCCGAUCACCUGCGGAAUUCUUCGCAGCUAGAAACAAACCGAGCGUCGCGUCGGGUGAGCCCAGCCGGGGCGCAAUGCUGAGACAGAUCCUCUUCAACUCCACCGACUCCUCGGACUUGGACCUGGUCCUCGUGGCCCACGGCACCACGGACGCCCCCGCCUCGAUGAACGGCUCCCACGGAGGCUCUCUGAGCGUGGCCGCCCUGCUGAGACCCGGGGCGGGCCGGGGCGGCGCGGGGCUCCGCGAGGGCGAGCUGCACAAGCCGGACCUGGUCACAUACAUAGUCAUGUGCCUACUGCUUUUCCUGCUGGUGCUGCUCAUUGUGUUCUUCAUCAACUGCCAGCUCCGGAACUCUUUCUUCGCCUCCAUGCCAUAUGACAGGUCACUGAGAGAGGCCAGGACCUCCUACAAGUAGACCUGGAAAAGGAAAGGGAGAAAGGAGGAAGAAAAGAAAGUUGUAUGGGUUAAGGAUUACUCCUGCACAGCUUGUGCAAAGCGGAGUAGCUUUCUGGAUGGAUUUUGUGGAAUCUGAUCUGGAAGGGACAUGUUGCCCAAUUGUGUCAGUUCAUUGGCCAACGGCAUCAUCCCUGAUGUAUACUACCAUUUUGGAAGACUGUGGGCAGCAGAAAGAUAACAGAAUGAUUCCAGAUAUAACUCGUGAGUCACAAGCACGUACUUUCUGGUCUGGUUGUACAGAAAGUACAGAGGUCGGCUGAAAUCAAAUGAAGCAAUCUACCAUUUGUGGUGAAUCACCUGUGCACUCUGCAAAUCAGAAACAAGUUAUAAAUGCAUUUAACUCAGAUGGGCUGUGUCAAGGCGAAUCUAUUUUUCUUCAUGAAACCCUGACUUACUUUAUGUCUACUUAUAACUAACUCUAAAAUAUUUUGUAAGACUUUAACUUGACUGUCUUGUCUUGUGAAGCAGCCAUGACAUGAUUUUCAACCUUAUAUUAAUUGUAUAAUGAUUUAGUCCAUGACAAAUUCGAGGCAACAUCACCACAUAAAGAUAUUGAAAUGUCAUCUGAACUCUUUAUUUGUGUGCCUGUAAAUGAACAACAAUGCUGCAACUGCUGAUGUGAAAGGCCAGCUGUUUAUCAUAUAAUGUGCCCUUAGACGGAUCCCAGAGCUGUAAGUCUAAUCAAGCCCUUUCACUUUUAAUUAACCUCUCUCCUACAUGUGAUAGCAUCAGCAGCAUCCCAGAGAAUGAAGACUCCAGGCUGAAGUAUGAUGAGCCCUGUGCGAUAAACUAAAUUGCUGUCUGUUCC